CUCUUUUCUCGACAUUUCUUCCUUUUCUUAUUGCGAUAGGAGGAAAUAAGAGGGAAGGGCAUAAAAAAAAUCCCAUCGCCUAUCUCUCUCUCUCUCUCGCAGGAUUUCUUCUGCGAUUCUUCUCGAAUUCCAAUUCCUCCCCUCUAUCUCUCUCCGUCGCCUAAAAAAAAAAAGAAAAAAGAAAAAGAAAAAAUCCCCUAACCCUAUAAAAUCCCUUCUUUCCAUUUCUCUCUCUUUCUCUCUUUCUUCAAACCACCAACCCCAGAAAAUUCCCAGAUCCCGUUCAUCCGAUCUCAGAUCCCCGAGAACUCCUCGGCCACGAUCUCACCCUUCCUCGAUCCAAGAUUCGCCCUAGGGUUUCAUAUGGUCGUCUUCAUCUGCUGCUAGAUCUCAGAUCCGGCGUAGGUUGUUUUGUUCUUGGAAAUCGGCCCCCUCUGAAACCCUAGUAAUGUCGAUCCUGCCAAAGACCGACUCGAUCCACAUCCGCGAGGUCUGGAAUGAUAACCUUGACGCCGAAUUCGCCCUCAUCCGUGACAUCGUCGACGACUACCCGUACAUUGCGAUGGACACUGAGUUCCCUGGCAUCGUUUUACGGCCUGUCGGAUCGUUCAAGUCGACCGCCGACUACCACUACCAGACCUUGAAGGCGAACGUUGACCUCCUCAAGCUGAUCCAGCUUGGCUUGACCUUCUCUGAUGAGGACGGCAACCUCCCCACCUGCGGCACCGAUAAGUUCUGCAUCUGGCAGUUCAACUUCCGUGAGUUCAACCCCGCUGACGAUGUCUUCGCUAACGACUCCAUCGAGCUUCUCCGCCAGAGCGGUAUCGACUUCAAGAAGAACAGCGAGAGGGGCGUUGACGCUUCCCGAUUUGGUGAGCUCCUCAUGUCGUCCGGAAUCGUCCUCAAUGACGCCGUUCACUGGGUCACUUUCCACAGUGGGUAUGACUUUGGGUACUUGCUUAAGCUCCUCACUUGCCAGAACCUCCCUGACACACAGACCGGGUUCUUCAGCCUCAUCAAGAUGUACUUCCCUACUGUCUACGACAUCAAGCACCUCAUGAAGUUCUGCAACAGCUUGCACGGUGGGUUGAACAAGCUCGCGGAGCUGCUCGAUGUUGAGCGGGUUGGGAUCUGCCAUCAGGCAGGGUCCGACAGCCUGCUUACAUCGUGCACAUUCAGGAAAUUGAAGGAGUCGUUCUUCAAUGGGUCGACGGAAAGAUAUGCAGGCGUGUUGUACGGUCUGGGUGUUGAGAACGGGCAGAAUAGUCAUUAGAAAGAAGGAGAAAACAAUGAAGAGUGUUUGUUUGACUACUACAUGUGGGUGUGACGCUCCCCACGUUAUCUGUCUCUAUGUACACCUUUUAGCAACAAAAUUGCUGCCUCAGUUAUGAAAUUUCUUUUCUACUUUUUUUCACUUUAA
Magnolia sinica is the source of this 1420-nucleotide messenger RNA. RefSeq names its product probable CCR4-associated factor 1 homolog 7. Gene Ontology annotation, molecular function: poly(A)-specific ribonuclease activity; nucleic acid binding. The record is from RefSeq and is a predicted model, not a curated record. The coding region runs from base 449 to 1273 and encodes 274 amino acids. NCBI's taxonomy places the organism in Eukaryota, Viridiplantae, Streptophyta, Magnoliopsida, Magnoliales, Magnoliaceae. The transcript has a single exon. Gene Ontology annotation, cellular component: P-body; CCR4-NOT core complex; CCR4-NOT complex.